GAUUUCCCGGAGGAUCCAACUGGGAGACUGAAUGAUUUCAAGAAUUUUGUAAGAAGAAACUUUGAGAUGUGCAAAGGGAUAGGCUUGGUGAUUGUUGCUGCACAGGCAUCAUCCAUCUUCCUGGCCAUGAUGCUCAGGGCUCUUGGUCCAGAUUGUGGAAGCUACUAUGACAGUGAUGACGACUAUGUGCCUGCAAGGCUUCCUAUCUUGAAAAAUCAUGUUCAGCAUACUCCAUACAUUGCUGAUCCUCAUGUCUCUUCCAGAAAUGAUUCUUGGAAUGUUAACAGGUGAAACCACAAUGUCAGCAGAAGAAUAGAUCUUGGCAGUAAAUAUUUUAUAUGGUGGUUGUCUCCUGUCAUUCAACUGAUAUUUGAACUAUUUAUCUUAUUAGCAGUAAGAGAAACUAUUGUAGAUGGUCACAGUAUCCAGAUGUAAGUAAACCUUGUCUAUUCGCAACUAUGCUGUCAUAUACCCCUAUUCACUAUAUACAGCAUGUUAGGGUUGCCUGUUAUACCUUAUAAACAUCACAUGUUAGUGAUGGAGUUAUCACAUCAUAUUACUAUGGUGAUGGAUUGUUAUUACCCUAGCCAUGGAUGCAGCAUAAGAUGAGUGUCAGGAUGUGAUUCUGCUCUAUUGUGCAUGACCCUGUAUAGGAAUUGGACGUCAUCCUGUUUGGUGGAAUACUCAAUAAAAGAGUUAUCUGAUUCCAUA
This is a messenger RNA of Elaeis guineensis (African oil palm), 711 nucleotides long. Lineage: Eukaryota; Viridiplantae; Streptophyta; Magnoliopsida; Arecales; Arecaceae. The record is from RefSeq and is a predicted model, not a curated record.